Molecule: messenger RNA, 2699 nt
Organism: Aspergillus novofumigatus IBT 16806
Lineage: Eukaryota; Fungi; Ascomycota; Eurotiomycetes; Eurotiales; Aspergillaceae
Exons: 2
Coding region: 33-2699 (888 amino acids)
Source: RefSeq, a predicted model, not a curated record
CUCGACUUCCCGCACCUGCCUCUUCGUUCUCGAUGGCGGUCAACUUGGACCUGUUGGGGGUGGUGGGCACUUGGAUAGCUGCUGUCCUUGGAAUUAUUGCGCUCGCCGGCAUCUUGCCUGUCUAUGUUCUCUACCGGCAGACGCAAACAGAGCGCCAUAUUGCGCUCAACAAGGUGCAUGACCCUCAUAAGACGUACAUAACAGCGGGAUACCCGCUAUGGCUGGGGAGGCGGUUCUUUCGAUCUUACAGUGUGCCUAACCUGGUAGACCCUCCAACAUGGUCGCAGCUUACAGUUGUUGCAAGGCGACGCUGCGAGGGGUUUGGAACACAUGUUUUACGAUCUUUGACGGGGUGGGUGAAUUUUGCAAAUGUCCUGCAGAUAUACAACAUCAAGCCAGCAGGUUCCAAGGGGAAAUUGGCCUUUGCCCGUCAAGAAGCCUUACUGCCUGUCCAUCGCGGUUGGUUGUUGCUGCUGGGAAUAAUCGACCGGUACUCGGAUCAGAUGAACCGGCCCGACAAGGGCCUGUUUGUUGGUGAAGCAGAAGAGGCAGAGAUGGAUGAGUUUGGGCCUUGGGCCAUCUUUGGCAUUAGCGGCGUACUUGAACAUAUUGUCGCUUCGGCUUUGCGGCAGAAAGAUGUCGAGUCUGGUCCAGAAGUGGUGGAUAAAGUAGUGUUUCGCAUGCAUUCCGUACAGCACAUGGCCAGGGUAUCGGAUUCUUUUCUACGUGGCGACGAUAUGGCUAUUCUGUCGUUGGUUGCCUUAUAUCUUGGCUAUCUGGUUAGCGUUGAUGGCAAAGAGCAUUAUGACCUUGAGACGCCGGAUACCAUGCUAACUGUGUAUACUUCGGCGCACCGACGUGAUUCUGGUGAGGAUACUUCUCAUAAGAUCUGGAUCUGGGACCAGAAACCAAUGGACAGUCUACCGUCUCAACAAAGAAGACUGAUGCAAGAGCUGGGAAUCAAACUGCCGCGAGUGUUGAAGCUGAAGGAAGUCGUAGCUCCCAACCAAGCCAUCUUCCACCAGAUGCCCCGUGAUGCUGCUCAAAGUUAUCAAGUUAUUUCGCACAAGGGGAAAGGAAAAGCCUGGAUGACUCGGUCCAGUUUACAUACUCUUGUGCUCGCGGUUUUGAGACUUAAUAUUACUCCGCAGUCGUUUCUUUUCAACAACCCGCCGCUUAACCAAGACAUAUUGAGCCAUUUAUUUUACUCGGGAAAUUUACGGACCUUCGCCGAGACGACAGAGAAGUUUAGUAGGAACUUGGAUGUCCUCACACAAAGGGAAAAACAGGAUCUGGAACGAUCCUUGCGGAAUCUCAAAGAAAAUGCACCCGAAGACGGUACCUGGAUGGAAUGGAGCCGUACAAGAAUGGACGCCUGCAUCUCACUGGACAAGUUGCUGAAUGAGAUUUGCCAAAAAAGAGGCAAGCUUCUCUGUUGCGUCAUCUCCAUCCUGUAUAUGCAAGAAGAUGGCUUUCGAUUUAUAUGCAAUAGAUACAGAGUAUUCGACUACGAUGACCCCGAAGUGCUUGCGAAGCAAUUCAUGGUGGACUUGUCGUCUAAAAAGGUUCUGGCGCCACUACCUUAUAUUGAAGGCGAACCUGAAUUCGAGCAGUUCUAUUUUGAUUUCCCGACAGUCUUCUCGGACGCCGAGCUACUUGACGUCUGGCCGUCGCCUAUGAACAGGUAUCCAGUGCCUAUUUCGUUGCCGCUCGCCAUGAUAGCAUGUCUGCGGGGACACUUGAGGAUGGCUAUGUGGGACAUGAGACUGAAUAGCUCGCCACUGGCCGAUUUCUAUCGAACGCUGCGCAGUGGUAUCGUGCAUAUUGUGCCCCAGGAAAUGCCACCACCAGGCUCUCUCUCGACGGAAUUCUUUCCUCCUCCUCGUACUUCUCCUCCUCCCCUUCCUGUUCCUCCUGAAGAGCCUGUUGUCCGUUUCGCCCAUUACGAAAGAGGCUCCACCUACGAUACAUACCAAGAUUCCCGAGCCAGCAGCUCUGACUAUGAGCCGCGUCGGCGCCGCGUGGAUAGAUGGAUGAGAACCUAUGUCGAAAGCGUAUAUUCCUCCAUCAUCCUUUCCCCGGAAGGCCACGCCGAGGAUGGCUACGUGACCGCUCCAGAAGAAGAUGCAGACGACGAGGUAACUGUUGUCAUAAGGAAAAAACCACUACCGCCACCAUUGCCAGAAAAUUAUGCCCCAUCUUCUUCUGCUUCAUCACAACACGCUGACCCAGCUAUUCUCUCGCAUGAUGAAGACCCAAAAUGCGCAGUUCGGCUUUCUGUCCUGAGAAACCUGUUGACUGAAGAUGAGGCGGUCAGAGUAAAAGCUCUCGAAGACAUCGAGAGAUCUAUAGACAGACAAAGAAAAGAGUGGCAGACGCAUGCGGCAAUAAUAAUGCCAUCCAAAUACCGAGAAGACAGGGAAAGGGCCUUAGCGUACGCUCUUGAUCGAGAGUAUCCUACUACGAGAUCUGGUCAGCGUCGUCCAUACAGAGGGUUCCCUUCUGACGGACCUAAGCGCAGGUCAGGGUCGCACCGUGGUGGCAAACAAAAGGACGCAGCUUCGAUGGGCAUACUUGACCAACGAAAUAAAGGAAUUACGGAAGAAGUAGUCAGGGGUGUGGUUGGGACAACACGGCGUCACCGGAAAGAGGAUAAAAGCCUCCAGUUCGAUGAUAUCCCGGUUAGGGCUCGCCGGUAG